This is a messenger RNA of Cannabis sativa, 1044 nucleotides long. Its product is annotated as dirigent protein 17. The record is from RefSeq and is a predicted model, not a curated record. NCBI's taxonomy places the organism in Eukaryota, Viridiplantae, Streptophyta, Magnoliopsida, Rosales, Cannabaceae. Bases 220 to 756 code for a protein of 178 amino acids. The transcript has 2 exons.
ACCAGGGCGGGUUGACCCCGACCCGUAAAGAUCAAUGAACUAACGAACGAGUCGAAUGACUUCGUUUGCCGUUGUCUUUUUUCUUUUAUAUUUUUUUUCUGUUGUUUCUGUGACGUUUGCUCUUGUCUUAAAGAUACAAAAGAAAAAAUCAAGUUCUGACUGACCAUUUGGAUCAUCAUCAUUGUCUUCCUCCUCUCAUUUCAAAUUUUCCUCAGACUUAUGAGUGACAUUGCUGGCAAUGGAAAAAUGGAAAAGCAGGAGAUAGAUUCUUCUUCAACUGGGGUCUUAGAGAUACCGGGAGAACCUGCCGUCAUCAUUAAUGGAGUGCCAGAUGUUUGCCCAACUAAUGUUAAUGUUGGUUCCUGUACUACUCUAGCUGUGUCCGAAUCUGAUGGGGGACACAAAGGUUUUGGUGAAUGGUUGGAAGGAAGGGAAGUGCAGAAGUUGUUUGGUGAGCACUACUAUACCGGUGUUGUGACCGAAUAUGACACAGAAGCAGGGUGGUACAGAGUUGUUUAUGAAGAUGGUGACUUUGAAGAUCUUGACUGGAAUGAGUUAGAAGAGGUGCUUAAGCCCUUAGAUAUUAUGGUUCCAUUGAAAACUUUAGCUCUAAAAACAAUCAGGAGAGGGAAGAAAUCUGUUGAUAAAACUGGGGUUAGAGCUCAAACCCAUCUGGCCAAAAGUGUUGCUAGGAAGGGAAAGAAGGCCUUGGUGUUGGUACCUAAAGGUGACUCAAUUAUGCAGCCCAUUAGUUGAUGGAGUUGCCGUUGCUUAUGAAAUGUAAGAAACAAAGGUGGACUUGACACUGGAGUAGAAGAAAACAACUUGCUUCAAGUUGUUAUCUGUACUUAAUUGGGUUUACUUAUAUUGUUGUCGUUUUUCUUAGGCUUUUCUAGUUGGUGUUGCCUUCCCGUUGGGACUUUGAAUGUAAAUUAGUUUUGUUAGUUUUCAAUUCAUCAAAGAAAAUGUACAAAGUAAAUUUACCAUUUUGAAUACCCUGCAUUUUCACUUAAUACCAGUUUUAACUCAUACAUUUGGUAAAAA